AGAAGUGUUAGUUUCCGGUCAGCGGAACCCCCUGAAAACAACUCUCGAGAUUCAACCGAAAUGAAAGUACAGUAAUCAGGUGGAGCAUUACUAAUUUUUAUGGAAAGACUGUAAAUGAACGUCACUUUCGGACAUUGUUUAACUUGCAGAUAAUUAAAAGGAUGGGCUGCUGAGAUGGUUUUUCUGUAAAUACCGGAAUAAACAACCUCAUCAUGUCAGCUGAUGCAGAAACCACAAAUGAAAACAAACUGGUCCAACCAAAGGAAGAGUUUUUUUCUUUACUGCAACAAGCCGGAGCCACAAAAGAUGUACUCACCAUGAAGGAGGUGAUGUUCUACCUGGGUCAGUACAUCAUCAAGAAGCAGCUGUACGACCAGAAGCAGCAGCACAUAGUCCACUGCUCUCAAGAUGCACUGGGACGAGUGCUGGGAGUCGACAGCUUCUCUGUUAGAGAGCCACGAGCUUUGUUUGCAAUGAUCACAAAGAACCUGGUGGCAGUGAAAAGCCAAGAUUCAACAACGAACUCAAAUGAUGCCCAAAACAGCCAGACAGACAGAACGACGGAGGUGGAGGCUACAGAGAGUCGACCUUCCUCUCCAGACGCGAGGAGGAGGCGAAGAAGGAGAAGAUGGAGCUGCCGGAGCAGCGACCCAGGCACCUCACGCAUCGUGGAGGAUGAUGAGGAAGAGUCUGAGGAGGAAGAGGAAUUGGAAGGUAGGAAGAGGAGGAGGUCUGACAGCUACUCCCUGACCUUUGAUGACAGCUUGUCGUGGUGUGUGAUUGGUGGACUGGGAAGCGGACGGGACAGACACAGCAGCCAAUCAUCUGACUCGAACAGCACAUCUGAGAGGUCAGAGGUCACAGUUGCAGCUUCAGACUCAGACAGCGACAACUUCAGCGUUGAAUUUGAGGUUGAGUCCAUCGAUUCGGACGAUUAUAAUGAAGAUGAUGCGUCUCUCUCUGCAGAUGACCAGGUGUAUGAGGUGACCAUCUUUGAGGCAGAUGACGAUGACUCGUUCGAUGAAGACACAGAGAUCACAGAAGCUGACUACUGGCGGUGUGUGAACUGUGACGAGCUGAACCCGCCGCUACCCAGAAACUGUCUCCGCUGCUGGACUCUGCGCCACGAUUGGCUGCCCGAGGUGUCAGUCAACAAUCCUACCUCCAGCCCUAAAGCCCUGCCCACAAAACCAACCAGCCAAUCACCUGCCAAAGAAACUCCAGGCUCGGAUGUUGAGGACAAUGAUGGAGUCGACGUUCCAGAUGGAAAAAAAGCGAAAACUGCUCUCCCUUCACAGUGUCUGUCUGAUUCCAACUCAUCUGCUCCCAACUCCCAGGAUCUCCUCUCACCCUCCCAGCCCUGCUCCUCCUCAAAGGAGAACCUCUGGAUUCCCGAGUCCCAGCCCUCCUCUUCUUACUCCUCCUGCGACUCCCAAGAACUUCUCCCAACUUCCCCAAUCGUUCCUCCAGCUGGUCCGCCAGCAUCGCUCCAGGAGCUUCCAGAGCUGGAGCGCAGCGUGUCGGCUGAGUGGCGGCUGCCGGACUCGUGUCUGGACCCCUGUCUCAUCUGUCAGUCCCGGCCGAAGAACGGCUGCAUUGUCCACGGUCGAACCGGUCACCUCAUGUCCUGCUACGUGUGCGCCAGGAAGCUGAAGAAGAGGAACAAGCUGUGUCCGGUCUGCAGGCUACCCAUACAGUCGGUCAUCCUCACCUACCUCAGCUGAGACGUCCCCUCCUGUCCUCAUCUGUCUGUCCCCACCUACCUCAGCUGAGACAUUUCACUAAACGCACGUGUCUUGGUUAUGUUUGCCUCUUAAGUUAAAUUAAUAUUAAAUUAGAUAAAAGUUCAGUUUCACUUCUGUGUGGAGUCUGAAUUAAAGUGUUCCUGUCUUAAAAAUCUGCACUCAUUUAAUAAUUGAUCAAUUUAAAAAUAAGGAUAUGUCUGGUUGAAGUUUUUUUUGUUUCUAGAUUGAAGUUUAAGGCUUUCAGAGAACGAACACUUUGGGUAAUAUUGACGUGUUUCAAGUCAGAACUAGUUAUCUAAAUUUGCUGAUAACCUCUGUAGGAUUUCUUUGAAUAACCUCAUAGCAGCUCUGGUUUUUAACAAAUGUAUCAUUUGUUUGGGACUAUUUAAUCUGUUGUUUAGCUGAGAGCUGAGAAGAUAUCUGAAUUUGGAUACACCCACACACGCACAAAACACCCGACUUAAUAUUUUCAUUAUUUUUUACUUUUUGGAGGGAUUUUUGAUUCCUUAACUGGAGCCAAAUUUUCUGUCUUCAUCUUUCAACAGCAACACUUGUGAAACUCAGCUUCAUGUGCGUUUGUGGAGUGGUUUUUGUUUUGUUCCUAACUCCAGCUCAUUUACAAGAAGUUUCCUA
Messenger RNA from Melanotaenia boesemani (Boeseman's rainbowfish), 2378 nucleotides. RefSeq names its product MDM2 proto-oncogene (gene mdm2). Gene Ontology annotation, molecular function: ubiquitin protein ligase activity; identical protein binding. Gene Ontology annotation, biological process: regulation of cell cycle; negative regulation of apoptotic process. Lineage: Eukaryota; Metazoa; Chordata; Actinopteri; Atheriniformes; Melanotaeniidae. Gene Ontology annotation, cellular component: nucleus. Bases 213 to 1724 code for a protein of 503 amino acids. The transcript has 13 exons. The record is from RefSeq and is a predicted model, not a curated record.